UGACACUACUAUAUAUACAUACAAUACAUACAUACACAUGUAAUAAUAAUAUAUCUCAUGCUUCUACUUUGUCUUUCUUACUCAUAAUAAUAACUUCACUUCACCAUUUUCUUUAUUUUUUUUUUAUUUUUCCCAAAAAAAAAACAUUAAAGCUGCUCACCCGUGACAAAACAAACAACUAUACUAUUAUUAUCUCUGUUUGGAACUUGGAAGAAGAUAUUAGAAAUGGGGUUGUUGGUCACAUUCUCCAUUUUUAAUCUUCUUCUUCUUCUUCUUAUAUUAUUAGUAUGUGUUAAUGGUGGAAGAAUCCCAAGUACAGUUGAUGGGCCCUUUAAGCCCAUUACAAUUCCUCUUGAUAAAAGCUUUAGAGGUAAUGCUGUUGAUUUGCCUGAGUCUGACCCACGUGUUCAGAGAUUGGUUCAAGGUUUUCAGCCUGAACAAAUCUCUGUUUCUCUUUCUUCAACUUAUCACAGUGUUUGGAUAUCUUGGAUUACAGGGGAAUAUGAAAUUGGUGAGGAUAUAAAGGCAUUGGAUGGUGAUAGAGUUGAUAGCAUUGUUUUGUAUGGUGUUUAUGGAAAACCACUUACUAAGAAAGCAAGAGGCUAUUCUCUUGUCUACAAUCAACUCUACCCUUUUCAAGGCCUACAAAACUAUUCUUCUGGAAUUAUACACCAUGUUCGCCUCACCGGACUAAAACCAAACACAUUAUAUCAAUACCAAUGUGGGGAUGUUGAAGAAGGAAUAAGUAAUAACCUUUAUUACUUCAAGACCAUGCCAAAGAGUGGCCCAAAGAGUUACCCUAGUAGGAUAGCGGUGGUCGGAGACCUCGGGCUUACAUACAACACCACAUCAACCAUUGAACACUUGACAAGUAACCAUCCCGAUCUUAUUUUAUUGGUCGGCGAUGUUUCUUAUGCUAAUUUGUACCUCACAAAUGGAACGGGAACCGAUUGUUACUCCUGCUCUUUUCCUGACACUCCCAUUCACGAAACCUACCAACCUCGUUGGGACUUUUGGGGAAGGUACAUGCAGCCUCUAAUUUCAAAUGUUCCAAUAAUGGUAAUAGAAGGAAACCAUGACAUAGAACCACAAGCCGAAAAUCAAACGUUUGUUGCUUACAGUUCUCGAUUUGCAUUCCCCUCAGAAGAGUGUGGAUCAUCGUCCACACUCUUCUACUCUUUCAAUGCAGGAGGAGUGCAUUUCAUAAUGCUCGGUGCCUAUGCUCCAUACGAUCGAACAUCUGACCAGUACAAGUGGCUUGAGGACGACUUGGCUAGCGUUGACCGAGAAGUGACUCCAUGGUUGGUAGCUUCUUGGCAUGCUCCUUGGUAUAGUACCUACACAGCACACUAUAGAGAAGCAGAGUGUAUGAGAGUAUCAAUGGAAGACAUUUUGUACAAGUAUGGAGUUGACUUAGUCUUUAAUGGCCAUGUUCAUGCCUACGAAAGAUCGAACCGAGUUUAUAACUACAGUUUGGAUCCUUGUGGACCUGUUCAUAUAACAAUUGGUGAUGGUGGGAAUAGAGAGAAAAUGGCGAUCGCGCACACUGAUGAACCUGGAAACUGUCCAAAACCAUCAGAAACAAUUGAUCCAUUUAUGGGUGGUUCUUGUGCUUUUAACUUCACUUCGGGUCCUGCAGCAGGAAAAUUCUGUUGGGAUGAACAACCCGAAUAUAGUGCAUACCGAGAAAGCAGUUUUGGGCAUGGAAUUUUAGAGGUGAAAAAUGAGACUCAUGCUCUAUGGACAUGGCAUCGAAACAGAGACAUGUACAAAGUUUCUGGAGAUGUGAUUUACAUAGUGAGAGAGCCCGAAAAAUGUCCAAGUGGACAAGAGCUGAGAUCGAGAAAAUGAAGAAGAAGAAGAAGAAGAAAAUACAGCAAAAGAAAUAAAAAUAAGUUUUAUCUUUUAAUUACAGAAAUAUAUAUAUCAUAAUAGAAAGUUGUGUUCAGUGAGUUUUUCCUCUUAAACAAGCAAGAAUUUAGUUAAAGAUUUCCAAAUGCAUAAAAAAUUCAUACAAAAAGCAAAAGCAAAAGAAUUGUUACAAUUAAUAUAAGUUGAAUUUAAGCAAA
Messenger RNA from Cannabis sativa, 2069 nucleotides. RefSeq names its product purple acid phosphatase 15. Bases 226 to 1851 code for a protein of 541 amino acids. Gene Ontology annotation, molecular function: acid phosphatase activity; metal ion binding. The record is from RefSeq and is a predicted model, not a curated record. The transcript is spliced from 7 exons. Lineage: Eukaryota; Viridiplantae; Streptophyta; Magnoliopsida; Rosales; Cannabaceae.